Messenger RNA from Nomia melanderi (Alkali bee), 2210 nucleotides. RefSeq names its product N-alpha-acetyltransferase 30. Lineage: Eukaryota; Metazoa; Arthropoda; Insecta; Hymenoptera; Halictidae. Gene Ontology annotation, cellular component: NatC complex. Gene Ontology annotation, biological process: N-terminal peptidyl-methionine acetylation. Gene Ontology annotation, molecular function: protein-N-terminal amino-acid acetyltransferase activity. The record is from RefSeq and is a predicted model, not a curated record.
UAUACAAUCUGUGGCAGCUCUUUAAGUAGGGGUAGUGGGGGAACGCUGUUUUCGAAUACUAGCACGAGGCGAGUAAGUUAAACACCUGAUUUAAAAAAUCAUCGAGAUAGAGGAUUAGCGCUGAAUAUAAACCAGUGAGGAUGAUAAAAAAAAUAACAUUCACAAUUUCCGAGCGUCUCCCUAAACCUCGCAAAUUUUAUGAAGGAACAGGAGUAAUACUCUUUUUCGUAAGGAACCGUUGCUUCUGGUGAAAUUAUAUUGUUUAUGCUUUAAUACUAGCUGUUAUCACUGGAAAUUCAAAAUGGUGGCUGUUGAUGAACGAUUUAUGUCGGAUAUCCGGAUUUUAAAGUAAAAAUAGUAUCAAUAGGUGAUUCAAUUUACCAUAAUUAUGAAAAUUCGAUUGAAAAGUGUGUCUCCUGUCGAAAAACUCUGAUGGUGUAUCAGGAUUAUAUGUAAAAAAUAAAAAAUAAUACUAUUGGGACGUCCUAUAUAUACUACUUUAAGAAUUAGAAUUCGAGCAUUACAAAUCAUUAAAAAAUUAAGAAAAAUGGAAAGCGUGCAGUUGAACAACGUUACAGACACAGUUGAAUCGGAGGUCGAAUCGAGUAAUAUUGAAGGAGAAAUGGAAAAUUCAGUAACAGAAAUCACUAAUUUAAACAUUAUGUCUCGGUUGAGUCUGACAACGAACGAUGAGUACGAAGAACCACGUACAAAUGGUAUGGCUCGUCAAGGUCAUAUUAAUGAAGAAGAGGAAGCAAAAACGUUGUCUCCGGAAAAUAGUGACAAUAACAUUCAAUACGUUAGCUACACAAGUGAAUUGCAAAUGCCCCAUAUUAUGCACUUGAUACAAAAGGAUUUAAGCGAACCAUAUUCCAUUUACACAUAUAGAUACUUUAUUUAUAAUUGGCCUAAAUUAUGUUUUUUGGCGAUGCAUGGUGACAAGUGUAUCGGUGCCAUUGUCUGCAAGUUGGAUAUCCAUAGAGAGGUAAUAAAACGUGGAUACAUUGCUAUGUUAGCUGUUGACGUGAAAUAUCGAAAACGGAAAGUUGGAUCAAAUUUGGUAAGGAGAGCGAUACAAGCAAUGAUGGAAGAUAAUGCAGACGAGGUAGUUUUGGAAACUGAGAUCACUAAUCGUCCAGCGCUACGUUUGUACGAAAAUUUAGGCUUUGUACGUGAUAAACGAUUAUUUCGGUAUUACCUAAAUGGUGUGGAUGCUCUGCGAUUAAAAUUGUGGCUUAGAUGAAAUUCGCUUGUAUAUUUAUAUCAAUAAACAUUUUAAUAAUUUUAACAUUGAACAAAAGAGAAAACAAAGAAAGGUAGGGAGGAGCUAGAGUAACUAAAAGAGGGGUGUGUAUGCGUGGGUGCGUGUGUGAGUGAGGGAGAGAGCGAGAGAGCGAGUGUAAGUGUGCUAAUGUUAGAGGGAGGUCCAUGCAAUUGUACGCGCACAAUACAUUUGCAACACGAGUAAUUUAGAAAGUAUACUUAAUAAUUCAGAUUCCUUUGUUAGAAUGAUUCGUUUUACAUUAUUCAUACCUUAAACGUAAACGUCGUCAGAUCAUAAAAAUACGAUUGAUUUUGUUUAUCCUUAGUAAUUAUUACAGAAUUUAUUAAAGAACAUUUCCUUUGAUAUUAGUCUAUCAUUCAUAGUUGAUUACAGAUUAUGACGAUAAAUUAGUGAAAUUAUCGCAUAUUUUCAUUGCUUUACAAGAACGUAAGUUUUGAUGCGAUGUAACAGUCAAAUGCACGUGUACAUAUACGCAAACACUGUAAUCAACUCGAAUAUAAACCUAAUUUCAGAAACUCGACUAAAAUGUUUAAGUACUAAUAUUUAUAUGUAUGCGUUUGUAUAUAUUAACAAAAUAUCAACAGAUAUUUAUUGUAUCGGUUACAUGCGUAUUUUUAAUCAUGUUAUGAUGAUGAUAAUCGGGCGUGUGUCAAGUAAAGAUAUGUGUACAUACCAGAAUAUGGACACGAAUACGGACAUAAACACGAGUCAUUGAGACUCGGAAGUGAACAGGAAAGAAAGAAAGAGAGUUAUUGUUUACCGAAUAAAGAUGUUUUGAAGAGAAUACGUCGCACACGUAGUCGUAUUCAUUGCUGUUAAAGUACAUAUUGUAUUUAUCUUUGUAUAAAAGAAAGGCGGAUUUCAAUCUGCUAUGUAACUAUUCAAAUGUGUAAAAAUGUUAAUAAAAAUACCAACAUGUUUUUAG